AAAACAGGUAAAUAUUCCCCAACUCCCACAUCCGUUGUUCCCCCCUGUUGAUGCCAUGUAAAUCCUCGCGCCGGAUGUUUGUGCUAAAUGUGGGGAUUUUGUGAGGGAAGCUCAUCCGGAUGGGGGUUUGUGUGGUGGAUUUUGUGCCCAAAGGAGGUUCCCUGAAUGUUUUGAUAAGGAAUUUGUGGAAAACAUCCAUUCAUGUGGGCUCCAAUGUGGUGAUAAGACGUGGCGAGGUGCUAAAGACGAGGAAGGUUUCCAAGGAGAUGCACGAAUUUCCCGGAAACUCUGUGGAUUAUCACGUGGCAGUGCUUUCUUGCGCAUCCUCCGGAUUCAUCCACACACUCUGUCUUGAAAUCUUCCUGUCGUGGGCGUACCAGCCCAGCAGUUGUUUUGUGUUACAAUCUUGGGCAAAGGGACGAGUUGCAGGCAACCGCAGACGCCCACAAAUUCACAAACUCUCACCGUCCCAGGGGGUGUCGUGAAGCAAAACGAGCCCACAGAUCGCCAGCAGGAAGCUCAGGGGAUCACUGGAUCAGCUGUAACGGAGCUCCAGCAGCGGGGAUCAACGGCAAAGCACCUUUUGUGUGUUUAACUAACCACCAACUACGGGGGGUUAACUGUGGAGGGUGAAGAAAUGGUGAAGGAGAAGCCGAAUUCUGUGCGAAUUUACGACAAGGAUGGCUUCCGGCUGCGUGCUGCCUGCAUCUGUGUUCGAUCAGAAGCUGAAACUGAGGUUCUCCUGGUGACCUCAUCGCGACGCCCGGAAUUGUGGAUAGUUCCGGGAGGGGGCGUUGAGCCAGAUGAGGAGAGUUCUGCAACGGCAGAACGUGAAGUUCUGGAGGAAGCAGGAGUUGUUGGUCAGCUUGGUCGCUGUCUUGGCGUCUUUGAGAAUCGGGAACACAUGCACCGGACAGAGGUGUUCGUUCUCACGGUGACAAAGGAGCUGGACGAAUGGGAGGACAGCCGGUCGAUUGGUAGGAAAAGACAGUGGUUCUCUGUGGAUGAGGCACUCACGCAGCUGGCCCUCCACAAGCCCAUCCAGAGACACUAUCUGCAAAAGUUGAAACACUCAAAAUCCCAUCCGGACAACACUGAGGCCGACUCCACGACUACAGCUUCCUCAGCUGACGAGACAUGAAGACACGACAUCCCCUCCCUUCCUUGUCUCUCAAACACCAUCCUCCUCCACCUCAACAACAUAUACUUCUUCUCAGACAAAACAGACACACAAAACACUAAAUGAAAUUAAAAGAAAAAUAAAUAGAUUUUAAUAGAAAUUAAUAAAAGAAAGAAGAUGGAUAAAGCGUAGUAAUUUAAAAAAUAUAUAUAUAAAUAGGAACUAAAUCUACAUUUUAUCUAUUCUUUUGCAAUUUACAAACAAAAAAAUAUUAAAAUUUACUCGGCAGCAAUUUCAAGCGAAAAAAGGAAGAUUUUCAAAAAAAAAAAAAAUUAACUAAAUCGACCAAAUCGAUUUAGUUCAAUUCUAAAAACCAAAAUUUCAUAAAAAAAAAGAAUUUCUUUUUCUUCCCCCCAAAAAUUAACAAGCGGAAUUGUAAUUUGUAUAGAUAAAAAAACAAAGAAAUCAAACUCGAUAGAGCUGUAAAAAAAUUUUAAAAUAAAAAUUUAAAAAGAUUUUUUGGAGGAAUUUUUUGAUGAAGAGAUUUCGUAGGAAAACAAAACAUUUUCAAUUUAGUGGUUUUAUUAAUUUCAUUUUAUAGAUAAACUUUGUUUUAUUAUUUUAGGAAAUGAUAUAUAAAAAAUGUAUCAAAGAUACUCUAUAUUGCUAAAUAUAUAAAAAAUGAAGAAAAUAUUAGAAAUGCAAGUAAAGGAAAAUUAAACAAAGAAAAUGCUCCCCUAAAAUUUUUAAUUUGAAUGCAGAAAAAGAAGAAUUGCAGAAUGCAGAAACUAAAGAAAAAAAGAACAAGAAGGUACUUAAAAAAAAAGUUCCAUUCUCGAAUCCUUUACUUUAAAAACGAUGAGAAAUAAAAUUAAAAAAAAAUGAAUAUAGGAAUGAAAUUAUGCAAGGAAAUUAUAAAAAAAAUUAUAUCAAUGGGUAAACACUUUUUAUAUUUUAAGAGAAAAAAACAUAAAAAUGGUGAAAAUAUACUUUAAAAAAUAUUGAUAUUUUGAAUAAAAAUGAUCAUAAAUUGAAAAAAAAA
This is a messenger RNA of Lutzomyia longipalpis, 2162 nucleotides long. RefSeq names its product diphosphoinositol polyphosphate phosphohydrolase 2 (gene Aps). Gene Ontology annotation, cellular component: nucleus; cytoplasm. Gene Ontology annotation, biological process: diadenosine pentaphosphate catabolic process; diadenosine hexaphosphate catabolic process; diphosphoinositol polyphosphate metabolic process. Lineage: Eukaryota; Metazoa; Arthropoda; Insecta; Diptera; Psychodidae. The transcript is spliced from 4 exons. The record is from RefSeq and is a predicted model, not a curated record. Bases 638 to 1141 code for a protein of 167 amino acids. Gene Ontology annotation, molecular function: bis(5'-adenosyl)-hexaphosphatase activity; bis(5'-adenosyl)-pentaphosphatase activity; diphosphoinositol-polyphosphate diphosphatase activity.